This is a messenger RNA of Peromyscus eremicus (cactus mouse), 1913 nucleotides long. It is a transcript of the gene Ypel4, whose product is annotated as yippee like 4. NCBI's taxonomy places the organism in Eukaryota, Metazoa, Chordata, Mammalia, Rodentia, Cricetidae. The record is from RefSeq and is a predicted model, not a curated record. The coding region runs from base 719 to 1102 and encodes 127 amino acids. The transcript has 6 exons.
ACUGAAGAAAUGAAGUUACUAUAUCUGAUUCAGAACCGAACUUCUAGGUCCAGUAUUUGUCGCAGUUAGCUCCGACACAGAAAUCUGGCCAGGUCUCGUAGAAGUGAACUGGGGUCCUUAAGCCUUACCUGCACAACCAGAGGCCCUAAAUCGGCGUAGGAGAAGCCUAUGGACAGGACUGCAGCACAACCACACACAACGGAUCACUUAGAGACCAGCCGGAAAACAAAUGCGGUUCCGCUCUUGCGCGGUAGGAGAAGGCGCGGUCGCGUAAUGCCUCUUGGGACUUGUAGUUGGAGAGGGAGAGCGCGCGCCGCCGCUCGGCCCUCUGGGAGUUGUAGUUCAAAGAUUGUUCCGUGACACGCGAGGUGGGCGGGGCAGCGCCGUCACUUUGUGCGGGAAGACCGCAGGAGGCGCAGAAGAGGCGUUAUCGGUGCGCCCACGCGCGGGAGGCGGGAGCGGAAAGAGAAGAGAGAAGAGUGAGCAGAGAGAUUGAGACAGAGAUAGACGGAGAUCUCUGGAGCAGACCUCAAGGUGAUUUCCAUUUCUAUCUGGUUCUCGUCUGGGGGGGCCCUGGCCGGGCAGCCCCCCCACACUUCUACUGUCCUGAAACACGGCUCUAGCCAAUCUGCUCCGCUGCUUUACCUGCGACCGUCUCUGUGGGGGCUGCACGGCACCAGCCCCUCCAGCCCGCCAGGGCAUCGUCCUCCAGCCCGUCAUGCCCAGCUGUGACCCAGGCCCGGCCCCUGCCUGUCUCCCCACCAAGACUUUCCGCAGCUACCUGCCCCGCUGCCACCGCACGUACAGUUGUGUCCAUUGUCGAGCACACUUGGCCAAACACGAUGAGCUUAUUUCCAAGUCCUUCCAAGGGAGCCAUGGCCGGGCCUACCUGUUUAACUCCGUGGUCAACGUGGGUUGUGGGCCAGCUGAACAGCGCCUCCUGCUCACAGGACUCCACUCGGUAGCUGACAUUUUCUGUGAAAGCUGCAAGACCACACUGGGCUGGAAAUAUGAACAAGCUUUUGAGACCAGCCAGAAAUACAAAGAAGGGAAGUACAUCAUUGAGAUGUCACACAUGGUGAAGGACAACGGCUGGGACUGAGGGGCUCAGCAGGCUGUGACCCUCCUCCGCAUGCCCCAUCUUCCUCACACCAGUCCCCUGGCCCCGUGAGCAGCCCACACCAGCAUGAGUACUGCCCACCCCUGGGGAAACCUGGCUCCAAAUGACCGCCGCCUCCCUUCCCCCAGCACAGCAGUACCAGGUCCCUUUUUAAACAGGAGCCUGCGAUAGCCCAGGGGUGGUGAAGGCUCGGGAGUGGGGAGCAGUCAGGGAAAUACGAAACUGGGGAGAGGAGAUGAAUGUGGCACUGGAAAGUGACGGCAGGGUGUGAACUCAGGUAGUUACCAAACUUUGAGUGAACUGGACAAACACUGGCAUGGGGCUAGACCACAGAGUAGCAAAGACUUUGGUUGGUCUCAGAUAUUAUCAGGGCCCCAGAGUCUGAGGGUAGUUUACCCAACCCCAUUCUUGGUUAAAAAAAGAACUAGGGAUGGGGCCAUUAGAAGUAAAAACACAAACCCUAGACCCUGGGAAAUCAGUUACAGGGGUUCCCAUUUCACUCCACUGUUUACCUUGGCACUAAAGAGGCACUUUUAAGUAUCUAAUCUUUGCCAUUGGGUGGGGUGGGGAAAGCUGUUCCAAGAACAGCCCCCACUCCCAGCUGGCUGUUGCCAGAGAGCAGUCUUUACGGGCAUUCCCCAAGGCUCAGCCACUGCUCCCUGGGACCAAGUCCCUUGGAGGUGGUGGAUCAUCGGCGCUGCGGGACCAGUCUUUCCAGUGACUGCCACCAGCGAAUGAAACUUUUGUAUGAUACAUAAAGUGUUUGGGUCUAUUUUUAAUAAAAAGGGGAAAA